CGAGGCGGCGGUACCAUGGCCUUGGAGGCGAUCCGCUACUCCCGGGGCUCGCUGGAGAUCCUCGACCAGCUGCUGCUGCAGCACAGCCGCUACGAGGCAGUGGGCUCGGUGCGCCAGGCCUGGGAGGCUAUCCGCGCCAUGAAGGUGCGCGGCGCCCCGGCCAUCGCGCUCGUGGGCUGUCUCAGCCUCGCCGUGGAGCUGCAGGCGGGUGCGGGGGGACCGGGCCUCGCCGCACUGCUGGCUUUCGUGCGCGACGCGCUGAGCUUCCUGGUCACCGCUCGGCCCACCGCGGUCAACCUGGCCCGCGCGGCCAGCCAGCUGGCCGACGCCGCAGCCUUGGAGGCCGAGCGCGAGGGCGCCACGGAAGAGACGGUCCGGGAGAGAGUGAUCUGCUGUGCCGAGGACAUGUUGGAGAAAGACCUCAGAGACAAUCGGAGCAUCGGGGACCUAGGAGCCCGCCACCUCCUGGAGCAGGUGGCUCCUGGGGGCGGCAAGGUGACCGUGUUGACCCACUGCAACACUGGUGCCCUGGCCACUGCUGGCUAUGGCACUGCCCUGGGGGUGAUCCGCGCGCUGCACACCCUGGGCCGUCUGGACCACGCCUUCUGCACGGAGACCCGGCCCUACAACCAGGGAGCCCGGCUGACUGCCUUCGAGCUGGUCUACGAGCAGAUCCCCGCCACGCUCAUCGCCGACAGCACGGCAGCAGCCGCCAUGGCCCACAGAGGGGUGUCAGCCGUCAUCGUAGGAGCCGACCGCGUGGUUGCCAACGGUGACACAGCCAACAAGGUGGGCACCUACCAGCUGGCCAUCGCUGCCAAGCACCACGGCAUCCCCUUCUACGUGGCUGCCCCCAGCUCCUCGUGCGACCUCCAUCUGGAGACAGGCAGGGACAUUGUCAUCGAGGAGCGCCCAGGGCGGGAGCUGACCGACGUCAACGGGGUCAGGAUUGCAGCCCCCGGGAUUGGGGUUUGGAAUCCUGCCUUCGAUGUCACCCCCCACAACCUCAUCACCGGCGGCAUCAUCACAGAACUGGGGGUCUUUGCUCCUGAGGAGCUCCGGGCAGCCCUAAGCACCACCGUCUCCUGAGGGCGGGUACCCCAGCUGGACCCCAGAAGUAACCAAGCUGACUCUCCAUAUCCUGCCCCCAUUCCCUUAGGUUUUGUAAUAAACUUAUUCAUCGAAUGGCUUGCCCCA
This is a messenger RNA of Felis catus (domestic cat), 1197 nucleotides long. It is a transcript of the gene MRI1, whose product is annotated as methylthioribose-1-phosphate isomerase 1. NCBI's taxonomy places the organism in Eukaryota, Metazoa, Chordata, Mammalia, Carnivora, Felidae. The record is from RefSeq and is a predicted model, not a curated record. Gene Ontology annotation, molecular function: S-methyl-5-thioribose-1-phosphate isomerase activity.